AUGGUGGAUUAUGACAUCAAGUCGCAACUGGAUCUGCUCAACGAAUACUUAGACAGAGAGAUGGAAGGCGUCAAGACUCGGUAUUUCGUCGUCAAACCCGAUGGCAAGGGAAGCAACGGCAAUCGUCCGACGAACGUCGAUCGAAAUGCCUCGACGAGCCGUGCAGACGGAUCGCCCUACGGCUGUGCCUCGGAUCGUCAGUUGCCGCCAUCCCCAUUGUGCUACAAAAGCAACAACGUGUCAUUUCCACAGACGGUCACCAAGAAAAGGAGCAAUGCCAUAGACAUCAUUGACCCAGAGACCGGCGAAAAGUUACAAUUAUUAUGA
Messenger RNA from Macrosiphum euphorbiae (potato aphid), 327 nucleotides. Lineage: Eukaryota; Metazoa; Arthropoda; Insecta; Hemiptera; Aphididae. The record is from the annotation of a GenBank genome assembly.